AUGCCUAUUAUCACUACAGUAUCAACUCCGGCCACAUCACUUGCCAACAUCGCUGAUCUGCCCGAGCGCCUGACAAGAUGGCAGACGCGGCUGUCUAGCCCAACCGAGCUGCAGCUGCCGACCGACUACCCGCGCCCAAUGCCGCUCAAGGUCGUUGAGGCAGUGGAUACGUUUGAGCUGCCAGCUGCCAGCAGCCUGUCCGUGCUGCAGGUGUCGCUGGGACUGCAGCAGAUGCAGGAGGAGAAGGGCGAGAAGCCGACAGCCAGCCCGUUCUCAGUUCUUUUGGCGGCAUUUGCAGUGCUGCUGCACCGGUAUACUGCUGAGGAGGACAUAGUGGUGGGCAGCUCGAGCGAGACGCUGAACCCGCUGGUGCUGCGGUUAGAUGUCAAGGCCGAGAAUUCGUUUGUAGACGUGCUGCAUAUGGUGGAGCGCGUGUCGCAGGAGGCAGCGGCCGACGAGGUGCCGUUCCCGGCGCUGAUGGCGGCAAUGGCAGAAGGCGUGGAGGAUGCAAAUGCGGCGCCAGCGCUAUUCCGCGUGCGGUUCUUCAACCAGGCAGACACGGACUCGGAGACACUGCAGAAGACAAUCACGGCGGCCACGGAUCUGACGGUCCUGAUCCGGCAGAAGACCACGGCGUCGCUGCGGCAGCUGCACCCGGCCAUUGAGCUGCAGCUGACGUACAACCAGAUCCUGUUCUCUCCGCAGCGCAUUGCGCAUAUGGUCUCGCAGCUGCAGAUGGUGCUAGCCACGGCUGCCGAUACAGUCGCGCAUGCGCAGGCCGGGCAUGCACUGCAGUCGGAGCACCAGGUGGGCCGCAUGAACAUUGUCUCGGAGCUCGACUGCCAAGUGUGUCCCAGCCCGCGCGCUGACCUGCACUGGGGGCAGUUCCCGGGCAGCGUCACCGAGAUUUUCGCCCGCAACGCUGCAGCCCACCCGGACCGCCGCUUUGUGGUCGAGAGCGUUUUGCGCGCCGAGGGCGGCAGGGACCGGCUGGUGGCACGUGAGUUCACGUAUGCGCAGAUUCUGCGCGCAGCCCGCAUCCUGAGCCGCACGCUGCGCGACGGCGGCGUCCAGCGCGAGGACGUGGUGAUUGUAUAUGCGUACCGUGGGGUGGAUCUGGUGGUGGCCAUUCUCGGCGUGCUGAUGGCCGGGGCUACCUACAGCGUCGUGGAUCCGGCCUAUCCGCCCGCGCGCCAGAACAUCUACUUGUCGGUGGCCCAGCCGCGUGGGUUGGUAGUGCUGCGCCAUGCGGGCGAGCUGCCCGAUGAGGUCAAGCAGUAUGUGGCCGAUGAGCUCGAUGUAGUGUGCACCGUACCGGCUCUCGAGCUGCUGGACUCGGGCGACCUGCGCGGCUCUGAUGCCAUCGAGCAGGCAGCUGCGACAGUCGAUGCCUCGGACGACGUCAGUGCCGACAUUGUGCCUGUGGGUCACGACUCGAUCGGUACGCUGUCGUUCACCAGUGGCAGCACAGGCAUCCCCAAGGGCGUGCGCGGGCGGCACUACUCGCUGACGCACUUUUACCCGUGGAUGUCGCAGGAGUUCCAGCUGGGCUGUGAUGACCGGUUCACGAUGCUGUCGGGCAUCGCCCAUGACCCGAUCCAGCGCGACGUGUUCACGCCGGUGUUCUUUGGCGCCGAGCUGCAUAUCCCCACCAGCGAGGAUAUCGGGAUUCCGGGGCAGCUGGCGCAGUGGAUGGCCGACCACGCAAUCACCGUCACGCACCUAACGCCGGCCAUGGGGCAGCUGCUGUCGGCCAACGCGACUAGCACCAUUCCGUCGCUGAAGAAUGCGUUCUUUGUCGGCGACCUGCUGACGAAGCGCGACUGCCACCGACUGCAGAGCCUGGCCGACAACUGCCGCAUCGUCAACAUGUACGGCACUACUGAAACACAGCGUGCUGUGUCGUACUGCCCAAUCCCACCACACAGUGCCAGCCCUGGUUUCCUGGCUGCCGCCAAGGAUGUCAUCCCCGCCGGUCGCGGUAUGGCUGACGUGCAGCUGCUGGUGGUCAACAAGCACGGCAGCGGUGGGCUGUGUGCUGUUGGUGAGGUUGGCGAGAUCUACGUGCGUAGUGGUGGUUUGGCCGAGGGCUACCUGCGUCUGCCUGAUGCUACCGCUGAGAAGUUUGUGCCCAACUGGUUUGCUGCUGCACCGCCAGCUGGAGACGCAGCACCCUUCUACCAUGGCGCGCGUGACCGCAUGUAUCGCACCGGCGAUCUUGGGCGGUACCGGCCCGACGGCGACGUCGAGUGCAUCGGGCGCAUCGACGACCAAGUCAAGAUCCGCGGGUUCCGCAUCGAGCUGGGCGAGAUCAACAACAUGCUGUCACAGCACCCGCGCAUCCGCGCCAACGUGACGCUGGUGCGUCGCGACAAGUACGAGGAAAAGACGCUGGUGGCCUAUAUUGUGCCCAGCGAGGACGAGCAGAAGCGCUCCGACGACCCGGGCCGCCACACGCUGAUCAAGGACAUCCGCGACUACCUCAAGCAGAAGCUGCCCACGUACGCCGUGCCCGCGGUCUUUGUGCCCAUGAAGAAGCUGCCACUGACUCCCAACGGCAAGAUCGACAAGGCCGCUCUGCCCUUCCCCGACACGCCGCUGUUCCGCACUGGCCCUGCUGACGAGUCGAGCCGCAUUGAAAUCGCCAAUGCCUCGCGCACCGAGCAGGCGCUGGCGCACAUCUGGACCGAGCUGCUCGAGCUGCCGCACGAGACCCCGCUGGAGCUCGACUCCAACUUCUUCGACGUCGGCGGCCACUCCAUCAUGGCCACGCGCAUGGUGUUCCGUGUCCGCAAGGAAUUCGCCAUUGACGCGCCGCUCGGCCUCGUCUUCAAGUGCCCCACGCUACGGGCUAUGGCCGCUGCCAUUGACAGCCUGCAGGGCGAGCUGCAGCUCGACGACGCUCAUGACGAGGGCGCCCCUGAGCAGCCCGACUAUGCCGCUGACCUGGCACAGCUUGUGCCUGAGAUCCCCAAGCUCACCGGCGACUUUGUCUUCCCGCCGUCGCUAGUCAGCGCCGAUGGUGCGCCGACGUUCUUCCUGACCGGCGCCACUGGCUUCCUGGGCGCCUUUGUGCUGGCGGAGCUGCUGCACCGCCAUCCGAAUUCUCAUGUGAUAUGCCUCACCCGCGCGCGCUCUGCCGACCUCGCCAUGGACCGCGUCAAGGCCGCUGCCGUGGCCAACCUCGUCUGGCAUGACUCGUGGACAACGCGCGUGCGUGCCGUGGUGGGCGAUCUUGGCCAGCCGCGGCUCGGCCUGAGCGACAGCGACUGGGAUCUGUGCUGCGAGCAGACCGACGCUAUCGUGCAUAACGGCGCGCUGGUCCACUGGGUGUAUCCGUACGAGAAGCUGCGGGCGCCCAAUGUGCUCAGCACUCUGGAGGUCAUGAAGUUGGCUGUAGCCCACCACACCAAGCCCACGGUGUUUGUCUCCAGCACAUCCGCCUUGGAUACCGACCACUACGUGCGUCUGGGUGAGGCCAACUCCGCCGGCGUGCGCGAGUCGGACGAUCUCGAGGGCUCGCGCACUGGUCUGACCACCGGUUACGGCCAGUCAAAGUGGGUCAGCGAGAAGCUUCUGAUGCAGGCGCGUCUGCAGGGUCUGCCGGUGACCAUUGUGCGGCCCGGCUACGUGCUCGGCCACUCCACCACUGGUGCCACCAACACCGACGAUUUCAUCUGGCGCCUGGCCAAGGGCUGCGUGGAGCUCAAGGAGUCGCCGGUCAUGAGCAAUGUCGUCAAUCUGUGCUCCGUCGACUAUGUCGCGCAUGUAGUCGUCGAGGCCAUUUCGCAGGAGCGCGCGCUCGCCCACAUUGUCUACCAUGUUUUCAAUAACGAGCGCUUCCGCUUCCAGAGCAUGUUCGAUCUGCUGCGCAUCUACGGCUACCAGAUCAAGGACGUCGAGUACAUGCGCUGGCGCGCGUAUUUGAUGGAGUACACGCUCUCCAACAAUGACUCGGCGCUGUUCCCGCUGCUGCACUAUGUCCUGGACGACCUACCCACAUCCACCAAGAGCCCCGACCUCGACGACUCGCAUACCCAGGAACUGCUCUCUGGCACCGGUGUCGUCUGCAAGAAGAUGAGCCACCUGUUUGGCCUCUACAUCGCCUACUUGGUCAAGGCCGGCUACUUGCCCGAGCCCAGCGCCGAUGCCGAGCGCCCAUUGCCCGAGCUCGACAUUGAGAUCCGCGGCCUGGUCUCGCGCUCCAACCACAACUAAAAAUGCUUUCAUUCAAUAUACCCAAAAUUCUAUUUCACUUUGCGCAGCCUGCUCGCUUGCUCGUACGCGGCCUCCUUUUGCUUCUCCAUUGCGCGCAGUUGCUCAAAGUAGUUGGCCCAUGAGUCCGGGCAGCGCUUGAACAUUGCUUCGCGCAGCUCUUGGCAUAGGGUGCCGGCUGUCGCCGGAUCCCCGAUCUUGUGCUGAUCAAGGCAUGCCAGGUACUCGUCACGCUUGCUGUGGCAUAGCUUGCGCUCUUUGCGUGUCGGAACGGGCGGAUUCGAGGAGUCUGACAUAAUACAGCGAGUAAAAAAUGAAGUUGUUUUGUGGAGAUAAGAAACGACACUGGUCUUUUUUCGAUCUCCGCUGCGGAUAGCAAAUUGGUAUAAACAGUAGUUGUG
This is a messenger RNA of Linderina pennispora, 4616 nucleotides long. RefSeq names its product L-aminoadipate-semialdehyde dehydrogenase. Gene Ontology annotation, biological process: L-lysine biosynthetic process. Gene Ontology annotation, molecular function: phosphopantetheine binding; L-aminoadipate-semialdehyde dehydrogenase [NAD(P)+] activity. NCBI's taxonomy places the organism in Eukaryota, Fungi, Kickxellomycota, Kickxellomycetes, Kickxellales, Kickxellaceae. Bases 1 to 4218 code for a protein of 1405 amino acids. The transcript has a single exon. The record is from RefSeq and is a predicted model, not a curated record.